Meloidogyne enterolobii is the source of this 5225-nucleotide messenger RNA. The record is from the annotation of a GenBank genome assembly. NCBI's taxonomy places the organism in Eukaryota, Metazoa, Nematoda, Chromadorea, Rhabditida, Meloidogynidae.
UUCUAAGAAUGGAAGAGACAGGUGAAAUUGAUGAAAAUAUUGCAGUUAAAGGGGAUUUGGAACUCAAUCUCAACACAUUAAAGAUGGUUCCCUGUCCGUAUGUCGAUAUUAUUACAGAAUUUGCGGAUGUCGAGAUUUUCCUUAUUUCUUUCGAUUCUUUACUUUUGGAAUUAUGUGCUCAUCGAUAUCAUAAUUGGAUUUUGGGAGGGCAAACAAUUGUUAUUAGUGAACAGUUAAAACACUUCCUUUGUGCUCUAGAAGAAUUAAAUGCAAAAUUCAAAAUAGUUGUAUUUUCUGAUUUGAGUGUUUUGUUCAACAAAAAUGGAUAUUUAUCGUUUUUGUAUUCAUAUCUUUUACGAUUUUUAACUUCAAGUAAAUGGAGUGGAGAUAUCGAGAUUUUUAAUUCUCCGCUUGAUAAACGUUGGAAUGUUUUUCUUCAUCAAUUAACGCCCUCAUUUAUUUUAAUGUCAUUAGAAAAUGCUUCUCCAAGGGAAAUUUUUGGAAUUGAAAAAUUAACAAUUGAUGAAAAAGAUAAAAAGAAUAUGCAAAUAACAGUUUAUGAGGAUAUUGAUUUUGCCAGUUUUUUUAUUUCAACAUCGUUUCAAUUAAUUAAUGAAGCAAUCCCUGUUGUAUUAUUUAAUGCAUUUACUAUCAAUUUCACUUCUGUUAUGUCUUUUCGUUUCUCUACUGUGCCAAUAAAUAUUGCUAAUCUUAAUAAAAAGAUUGCUGCUUUGUGGACGAAAAUAUCUGAAGAAAAGCAAUUAAACAAAAUUGAAAUUCAACAGCAAAUCCAAAAACAAGUUUGUGAAUGUAAAACUGCGGCACAGUUUUGGGCUUAUGUUGUUUGUAAAGCUAUGAAAGAUAAUGACAAAAAGGAUGAUAAUUUUGAAUAUGUUUGUAUGUCUGUUAUUUUGUCUGCUUUGGUUUGUGCAAGACUUGGAACUGGUAGGAAAUAUUUGGAAGAGGAAGAGAAUAAUUGGAGACAUGAUCCUGCUCUUAAAAAAUUUCAAUAUUUGCAGCUUAAAGGAAAAACCUUUUUGGAGCAAUCUUUAUUGGAUUCUGAUUCCAUCAAUUUUCCCCUAGAAGAUUUAUGGGAUGGCCGUAUGGUUCUCUCUCUAUACAAGAAAAUUGUAGACAAAAAGACGAUUUUGCCUUUGCGUCUGCAAAAAGAAUUUGCGGAUCUUCAUGGAAUUGUUGGCUUCAAAGUUUCAAUUCCAACCGAUGUGAAAGAAGAAUUACUUGACCAACUAUCACCGAGUGAGGCUCCAACGACAAGAAUGGAUCGUUGUCAACUUUAUGCAAUUAAAAAUGAAUUUUUGGAUCAAUACAUUCCUGAUGUCCAAUCGUUGUUGACUGACACAAAAAUCGUUCCUUUAACAACUUUUGAGCAUGACUAUGCUAAAAUUAUUGAACAUGCAUACAGAUGGAAUUUUGAGCCUAUUGGAGAUUCUUUAAUGUUACAAGAAGAAAAACAACGUGAGUAUGAGAAAAAACAACUUCAGGAUGCGAGAAAAGCGAGGAAAUUAAUUUGGCAGAGACAAAAUUUAUCAGCAUGGUAUCAACUUUUUUCUGAUUCAUUGGAAGGCCAGGGAGGCCAAUUACUCGUCGAUUUUUCUCGUGUAGUUAAGGCUCCAGCAAUUACGGAGGAUACUGAUAAUGAAAAUAGCCGUCCAUCUUCUCAAAUGAGCAAGAAAAAUGUUCAGAAAAAGGAAGGGAAAGGAGCAAAGAAAGGAGGAAAGCCGGGAGCUGGUGGUUUAAGUAAAAAAGAUCAAAUUUUACAGCAAAAUAUUGAUGCAAAAAGAAAACAACAAAUAGAAAGUGAUAAGCUUAAAAUUGAAUAUGCCACGAGAUUAAAAACUAAUACUUUAAAUGCAUUGGAUGAAUUGUUGAAACGUUUAGAUUUAGACGAAUCUAAAGCUCUUUGUAUGUAUCAAAAAGUUAUUCGUUAUGCUGAUGUUUUUUCUGAACAAUUAACUUCAUUUGAAGAUAUAAAUCAAAAAAGAGAAGGAGCACUUGGAUUAGUAGAAUCAGUUAAGGCGAUGUUUGUAAAAUAUUUUAAUUUUAUUGAUGAACAACAAAAAGAAAAGAUUCUCUAUCUUUGGGCAUCCUUAGGAUUUGGAAAAGCAGAAUCAUUGAAGCGUCGACCUGACAAACAAAUGGAUUUACAAAUAGAUUUAAUUCACUAUCAAUUAAAAUAUGGAGGUAGAAUGAUUGAUGUUUUGACGGAAUUGGCAACAAAAAAAGAUGACCGUGUUACUGGCUUUAGCCCUGAUGCUUGGCAACGAAAGAUGCUUGAUGCUGUUGAUCAAGAUAAGAGUGCAUUAAUUGUGGCUCCAACUUCAGCUGGUAAAACAUUCGUCUCCUACUAUUGUAUUGAGAAAGUUUUGAGAAAAAGUGAUGACGAUGUUGUUGUCUAUAUUUCACCUUCAAAACCACUGACAAAUCAGAUUGUUGGUUCUGUUUAUGCACGUUUUCGAGGGAAGGCAAUGUCAAGUGGAAAAGUUCUUUACGGAAUUUUCAAUAAUGAAAUUAUUGAUAAUGUUCUGAAUUGUCAAGUUUUGGUAACAAUUCCUGAAUGUUUUGAGCAAAUUUUACUUUCUUCUGAUCCUCGUUGUCAAUCUUUUGUUUCUCGGAUUAAAUAUGUAAUUCUUGACGAGGUUCACUGCAUCAAUCAAAAAGACACACAAGGGCGUUCAAUUGGUGAUGUUUGGGAACAUAUCUUCUUACUUAUUCGCUGUCCUUUCCUUGCACUUUCUGCAACAAUUUCUAAUAUUAAUGAAUUAAAAGAAUGGUUGAAAUCCGCCGAAUGUGCAAAACCUUUGGAAGGGUUACCAGCACGAGAAGUUGAAUUAAUUACUUAUGAUGAACGAUGGUCAGAAUUAGAAUUGAGUUUGCAGCGACUUUCGGUCAGAUUUUCUUUUAAUCGUUUUACUUGUGUUUUUCAGGUUUGUUCAAAGGAUUCAGUUAGUGAAGAAAAUGGUAGAGAAUCAAAGCAAGAAAAUAUUGAAUCAAAGAAAGAAGAAGACUCGAAAGCAGACUGGAAUGAUGUAGUGCAAUAUUUUAAUCCAUUUGCUGUUUAUAAACUUGAAAAGCUUCGAAUGUUUGGCAUUCCUGCUGAUCAACGUCUAACUGCACGUCAGAUUCUCGAACUUUACGAAUUUAUGGCUAACAUCGAUGAUAGUGUUAAAAAAGAUUUUGAACCGACAAAAUAUUUUACUCAAUUGUGUCGUGUUGAUGAGAAAUCCCCAGAUAGCGGUGCUGCUUGGUUAAACAGAAAAGAUUUACGUCAAUUUGAAAAUGCACUCAAAAAUCGUUUUGUUCAAUGGAUGAAUGAAGAUAAAACAAAAAUUGAUAAAAUAUUUGAAAUCUUAGAGAAAGAAGUUGGUGAAGAAUUUGAAAAACGUUCAAAACCUUAUGAUAUGCGUAAAUCGGCUCUAAACAAUAUAUUGCCUUUGAUUGAUCAGCUAAAAAGGAAAGAGCAACUUCCUGCACUUUGUUUCAAUGAUGAUCGUGAUAUUUGUGAAAAAUUGGCAAAACAUAUUUUUAACGAAUUAAAGAAAAGAGAAGAGACUUACAAAGCUAGUCCAGAAUUCCAAAAGAAAUAUAAUUUAAAAGCUGAAGAGAAAGCUUUAAAAUUGGCAAAACGCAAACGUGAUGAGGAAGAGCGUGCUGCAAAGCGAAAGAGUAAACGUGUUGAUGAAGAUGGUAAUGAAGAUCGUUUUGAAAAGGAUGAUAUGCCAGAAGAUGGCGAUGCAUUUGCAUUAAUGAAAAUUCGUAUGCGUGAGGAUUUGGAAAGAUUCAAAUUGUGUUGCCGUUGGAGCGAUGAAGAUAUUUACAACCGUUGUAUUGAGAAAUUAAGUAAAAAAAUAAAACGACCUGAAGCUCGUUCAUUACUUACUCUUUUUGAACGUGGAAUUGGCUUUCACCAUGAUGGUCUUUCUAAUGCAGAACGCUCAGCAGUUGAAGUGCUCUUUCGUAGAGGAUUUUUAGGAAUUGUUUUUUCAACAUCAACACUUGCUCUUGGUAAAAUUCGACGUUUACUCACAGCUAGUCUUGCUACGUUAAGAGGAAAUGUACCUUUUACAACAGCAUUUCUUCUUCGAUUAAUUUCUUUUGUCAAUGGAGAAUUAUCAAAAGAACAACAAAAAUUAUUGAAAAAUGCAAGAACUCAGGGAGGUGGAAAAUCUUCAAAAAUAGACAAUAAUGACGUUUUAAAUGAGGAAGUGCGAAGAAAGGCUGCUUUAACUUUAUUAAAAGUGCCUUUUGUUUUGCAAACGCAUAAUAGGAAUUUUAGUAAUUUAUUAAGAUUUUUGACAUUUUUCUAUGUUCAAUUGCUUAGAAGAAUGCAAUUAUUAGAUGAAAAGUGCAUUCCACGAGGUUUUGCUCAUUUUGCCUUACAUUUGAGUCAGUAUGAUCCCGGCAGUCUUGUCUUCAUUCAUAUUCUUCAAACAGGCGUUUUACAUCGUUAUAUUCAUACAACAUAUGAAGAUCUCUAUCACGAAGAUAAUAGAACAAAAGCUAAAGAAGAUAUAAUUUUUAUAUUGGCACAUAUAUUUACUCAAAAACUUGUGUCUUUAAACGUUGUUGAUGAACAAAAUUUAGAAAAAGAGCCUGUCCUUCCUGCACUUCCCAAAAGCAUUGAAGAUUCAAUAAAUGAAUACAAUAAAUCUGUUGAGGAACUUGCAUUAGCUUCGUUGCAAUUGGGUUCAAUUAAUCGAAGACUUGAGAAUCCCAUUAUUGCUUUGAGUGGAUGUACUGAAGAGUCGUUACAUUUAAGUAGAGGUCAAAUCGAUUUUGCUUCAGUUUUUAACAGUGAUUUACAACUUGAUGAAAGAUUUAUUCCUUUUGUUUAUAUCGAUAGAUUUGAUCAUCGAGGACGGAAGAUCUACAAAAAUAGUUACGCGUUGGACUUUUGGAAGAACCCUGAUGCAGAUGCUUUGGUCACUCGCAAUCGAUUAAGUGUUGCUGAACGUUGGUAUUUAAUUAAUGAAUUUAGUAAAUUAUUGAGUGAUAUAGCAAUUGGAAUUGAUUCAAUUGCUAAUAAAAGAGAUGAUUUACAUAAAUUAAUAGUUGGUGUACCUGCAGAAGAACGUCUCGGAAUUGCUGACGAAUAUGAAGAUAAAUUUAGAAAAGCAUUUAAUAUGAAAAGAAGAUUUGUUGAAGAGAAGACCGGUGAUGCUGAAACCAGUGAGAAAAAAGAAUUAAAUAUUCAAGAAAAUGAAUAA